Phalacrocorax carbo (great cormorant) is the source of this 7390-nucleotide messenger RNA. The record is from RefSeq and is a predicted model, not a curated record. NCBI's taxonomy places the organism in Eukaryota, Metazoa, Chordata, Aves, Suliformes, Phalacrocoracidae.
CCCUCUUGAGAAACGCCUGCUCCUGUAGCCACAAUACUUCUGUCCUCAGCCAGGAAACGAUAGGGCCUCGGUCACAAGGCCCCUUUACUUCUCUCCAAGUCCAGAGAAAUGAAACAGAAACUUCUGGAAACAGGGAGCGAAGUAAUGGUUGAAAAGCGGCCACCCCCUCCCCGAGGCCCAUCAUGGCGCCGGUAAACAUGUGGAAUGAUAUUGAGCUUCUUGCCAAUGAUGACACAGGGAGCGAGCGGCUCCCGGUAGGUUUGGGACGUGAGUGUGGAACUGCAUUGUAUCAAGUGGAUACGCUACUUCAAAUCACAUCUUCAGAAAAGGUCUCCGUUAAUCCGCAGUUGUAUGCAUGCAACUCAAAGGAUGGCAGUAUUAUUGUUGUUGACAGAUCUGUGGCACUUAUUGACAGUACUGGGCAGUCUCUGCAGAUGCACGUUCAGUUUGAUACUAAUGUGGAUGUAGUUGGUAUGUGUCAAGAAAAACAGUUUCUUGUGGUUGGUGAGAGAAGUGGCAAUUUCCAUCUUAUUCACAUACCAUCAAAACAAACCUUGCUAACCAAGAUUUUGGUUGAAAAAUCUUCAAGUGAAAAGACUUACUUAAAUCUCUUCAUUGAAAAAGAUAAUUCAGAUGCAGGUGUUUAUCAUAUGUUCAUUCUCACAAGCAAUGGAUUCUUCUGCAUUAUGUGUCUCCCACUUGCUAAAACACAGGGAGCAAUUGACAAGAUGGAUAUGAUUACAGCAAAGACAUUACAAGGACAGAUAAAGACAGCUUUCAUUUCCACAGAAGAGUAUCACAGCCUUGGCUGUCAGAAUUUUGUGAUAAGUAACUCAGUGAACAAAAUCCAUUUGAUAAUUGGGGGUAAGGGUGAUUAUGUACUCUCCACAUGGGAGGCAGACACUACCAAUAACCUGGUGUCUCUUCGAAGUUUUGCUGAUUCAAGUCUGAUCAAAGAUGCAGCAAAACUUCAAGUUCUUGACAAUCUGCUGUUCGUUUUAGAUACAGAGAAUGUCUUAAGCAUGUGGGAUGUUUAUUCCCUUACUCUAAUUUGGGAUUGGCCUUUAAUAAGUAUUGAAGAAUUCCUUCUAAGUACAGAGUCAGAUUCUUCCCCAGUUAUAUGGCAAGGACUUGCCAAUGUUAAACUGAUAGUCAUGACAACACCGGAUAAUAAACAGAUGAGAAGUCUAAUGGUUUUUGCAUUGCCUACUAUGCAGCAGCUCUAUUCUCUGGAAGUAUCAAUUGUUUCUUCGCUUGUUCAAAGUGGGAUUGGCACAGAUACAAUAUACUUCUUGGAGGGAAUUCAUGAAAAACAUCAGAUACCCUCUGAAGGCCCAGUUUCUAUUGUUGUGAUGAGAAGUUUAACUGAAGCCUUGCCGGAAAAUAGACUAAGUCGCUUACUUCAUAAACACAAAUUCUGUGAAGCAGAGAAUUUUGCUAUUCAGUUUGGGCUAGAUGUUGAGCUUGUAUACAAAGUGAAAGCGAACACUAUUUUAGAGAAACUAGCUUCAGCUUCUGUUGGGAGUUAUGGUCAUGAAGUCUGGCUGGAUCUUGUGAAUGAAGCCAAAGAAAAUUUGCAAAAAAUUCAGGAUAGCCAAUUUGUUGUGGAUUACUGCAUAAAUGCUCCAUGGCCGCUGUAUGAAACCACUCAAGAAAUGUUGAACUACGCUAAAGUCAGAAUUUUGAAGGAAGACAAUAGAACCACUGCUCCAUCAUCUGAUGGGGCUCUGGUACCUGUAACUGAGGUAUUGAGAGCUCAGGCAAGGCUUACCACUUUUUAUGGAGCUUUUGGACUAGAGAAAUUCAGUGGUAUUGCUUGGACAGAAUUCAUGAAUAAUGAAGACAUUUUCAAGAAUAUCCUUUUUCAGCUAGAAGAAGGAAAUUUAUCUUGUGCACAGUACCUCUGGCUUAGGCAUCAGGCAGAUUUUGAAAGAGGUUUUGAUAAGAAAAUGCUGGAGAACUUGCUUAAUGCCAUCCAUUUUGCUGUUCCUUUGAAAGAACUAUGUUUGUGGCUUAAAAAUGUUGUGAUCCCUUUCAUAAGAAGAGUUGUGCCAAAGGGACAGAAAAUGUUAGCAAAAUGGCUGGAACAAGGUGCUCGAAACCUUGAACUAACUGAUAAAGCAAAUUGGCCAGAAAAUGGGCUCCAAAUGGCAGAGGUUUUUUUUACAAGUAAAAAUCAAGGUGAAAUGGGACUGACAGCUUUUGGCCAGUGGAUUCCUUUGAGAUGUGGUGACUGUGAAGAGGUACAUAGGUUAAAGAAGCUGGUAAAUAAUUUACAAGAACUGAUAAAUCUGUACAGAAAAUACAACUGCAAGAUGGCACUCUGUGAUUUUGAGAAGGAAAAUGCAACUACUAUUGUGUUUCGCAUGUUUGAUAAAAUUUUGGCACCAGAGCUUGUCCCAUCCAUUUUGGAGAAGUUUAUAAAACCCUACCUGUGUGAACAUAAUCUACAAAAGGAUGAACUACUUCUACAGUAUAUAAAGGAUUUGCUAGAACGUUGUCGUACACGGUCUACUUCAGUAUUUGAAACUGCAUGGGAGGCAAAGGCAAUAGCUGUCAUUGGCUGCAUCUCUGAUACAGAUCUGAAAUUUGAUGCAGUUCUACAGAUAAUGCACGGUGCUAUGGUACCCUGGAGUGCAGCAGUGGAGCAGCUGGUAAAACAGCAUUUGGAAAUGAAUCAUGUCAAAGUGAAGUUACUGCAGGAAAGUUACCGACUAAUGGAGAUGAAGAAGCUUUUGCGAGCCUAUGGGAUAAGAGAUACUAAUCUUCUAAAGGACAAGCAGAUGAUAAUGAGGCUGGUGAAAUACAUUCUUAAACAAGAUACCCCUACUUCUUUGGAGGAUGCUUUGAAAAUUGUAGCAGCAUAUAUGUUGCCCACUGUGGAAGUCUACAUCCUGAGGAUGAUAGACCUGAUCGACAAAGAAAGGGGAGAGGAAUCUCUGACUUUGUUAAAAUCUCUGAAUCUUGCUGAAGCUGAGGAAGUUGCAGAGAGACUGACUGUAUGGGGAACACUGGUAUUACAGAAUAAAGCAGAUAAUUCUGAAGAGCGCAAAACACAAAUGUUUAUGACUAAGACACUCAUGGAAAUCCUUAAAUUCCUGUUCAGCAUUCAAAGAGACAAUCCUCUGAAGAAAGAUGAAUGUGAAGCAAACUUAAAAAUGUUUGAAACACUUGCUACCCUGCAGGAAGAUUUUGAUAUCUUUCUUUCAGUAGAAGAAUUUAGGAAUCCUUCGCUGAUGUCUAGGCUUCUUGAACAGCACAUAAAGGCCUAUGAAACUGUCAGAUCUCUGUCAAAGCCUAGAAAAGUGCAAACAAUGAAUUGUAAUUCAGAAGAUGGUAAAACCAAGAACCGUUCUACUGAAUCAAGGUUGUAUAGACUGGCUUUGCUCCUGCAAAGGUCAGAGCAAGAACUGGGAGAAAAACUGGCCUUGAGAGCACUAGAUGCUGGCAAAGUUGAAGAUGCUGUAAAAAUAUGCAGGGAGUUCUAUGAAAAUCACUGUAAUGAAGAAACAGGGAAGCUGCUGUUUACAGCAUGUCAAAGGCUUUGUCAUAUGUUGGGAGCUGACGUUCCAAUGAUCACGCCUAAAGAUAUGAAUCUUCCAGCAGUUAUCUAUGAAAUGGCUUGCCAAGCAGCUACAGUGUGUAGUCCAGAUUUACUAUUAGAUUCUCUGGAACUAUGUAAAUAUACUUUGGCUGCCAAGGAAAUUUACAGACAGUGCCAAAUAGAAAACUAUGGAUUUACAGCAAAGACAACAUCUUUUGGAGGAGAUAAAGAUCCUUAUGAAGAAUGGACUUAUGAUGACUUCUUUAAUGAAGAUGGGAUAGUUCUUGAUCCACAGAUAGCUCUUCCUGUUGCAUAUGAAACUAUUUCCUCUCUUCUGCCUGUUUGUGAGAACAAGCUGUAUCCUUUGGACUCUACAAGCCUGGCAAACUGCACAUUUAUUAAAGGACAGAACCUUCUACUGCCAGCUAGGACUCCCAUCUGUGCAGUGCUACAGAACCUCAUGGAGUGCAGUCAGUGUGAGUUAACUCUGCGGCUAAUAGUCUGUUCGUUUGGAUCCUGUCUUCAGCAUGGCGUAUCAAAUAACAUGGAUUUGUCCCUGAGUGAAAAGUUACAUGAUAGCAGUAUGCUAGCUGAAACCAAAAGCUUUCUCGUUGCUAUGAAACAGAAGUGUACUUCAGUAAUUAUGACCACUAUCCUGACCUUACUACACAAGGUGUUCAACUGUCGUCUCAUAGACCAGGACCUGGCAUUGGGUUAUUGCACAAUUUUGCCCAAGGAAGAUAUGUUCAAUAAGCUCUGGGAUGUCAUAAACAAUACAUGGCAAAAUUACAGAAAAGUUUUGGCAGUAGCUCUGGUCGGAGUACAGCUUGCUAACCAAUAUGGUGAAGCAGAAGAAAAAACAAAAUUCCAAGAAUUAGUUACUGAUGCAGAAUGGGGUAUCCAACUUGGUAAAUUUGGUAUUUCUUUCGAGGCUGUGUUUAGAAAACCACCAAUACGGAAGAAGGAACUCAUAAGAACGCUGGUACAAAAUCCCAAAGUAGACACAGAUCUCGUAUUGAAUUACUGCAGUACUUUCAUGCUGGACAGUGAUGCCGCACUGCAGCUUUGCAUUGAAACACUUCUUCUCCAGAAUGCUAAUACAAAUCAUGUUGAAGAUGACUCUGCAGAAUACAGUGAGAAGCAACCUCAUUCCACAUUACUAGCUAGAGCCCUAGAAAUAAUUCCUCUACUGAAAAGCACAACAGACCUGGUCGCUAGCCUCAGCAGAAUACUGUACAAGCUUGAUCCUUAUGACUAUGAAACUAUUGAAAUUGUCCUGAAAGUGAUACAAAGUGCUGAUGAAAAGAACACCAGUAUCCAGCCAAAUCAGGCUUUGAGCCUCCUCAAACAUCUGGAAUCUUAUAGAAGAAUUUCUCCACCUGUAGACCUAGAACACCAAUAUGUUUUAGAGCAUGUGAUUCCCUUAUCUCCAGCUGCUCAAACCAGACUGCCCUUUCAUCUGAUAUUCUUCAGAACUGCACAGUGUUUCUGGAACAUUAUAUCUGCAGAGCUCAGUGAGGAAACCUUCCCAACACUUCUGUUGAUUUCCAAACUAAUGAAGGUUUCACUGGAUACCUUACACAUGUCUGCAGCUCGACAUGUCUUUGAAAAAAAAUUGAAACCAAAAAUAUAUGAAAUGAGAAACAGUGGAUAUACAUCGGUUGUUAACAAGGAAACAGCUAAAACUGUGGAUACGAUUCAGUCAUAUCUGUUGUCUAUAAUUAAUCCAGAGUGGGCUGUAGCUAUUGCUCACAAGAUUGCACAAGACUUUCCAACAGGUCCUGACCAGAUUCAGGCGUUGAAAUUCUGUCUCUAUCUGGCUGAGAAAUGGCUAAAGAAUACUACAGCUAAGAGCUGUUGUGUUUUGCUAAAGGAUGAAUCACAUGAAAAAGCAGAAGUCCUACAGAAGAAAUUAUAUAUGCAGUAUAAGCGAUCAGCAACAGAAAAUGUUCUAAUAACACAUAACUUGAACACUGAAGAGCAUUUAAAGUCUAUUGGGAAACCAGCAAAUCUCAUCGUUUCACUAUACGAACAUCACAGUAUAGACCAAAGAAUCCAAAAUCCAACUGGCAGAGAUUAUCCAGAUAUCCAUACAGCAGCUAAGGAGAUAGCUGAAAUUAACAAUUUGGAUAUGAACAAAAUUUGGGAUAAACUGCUGGAUAAAUGGCUGUGUCCAAGUAUACUGCCCUCAGAAAAAACUCAAGAAAUCUUUGGAGAUGUACGAGAAGAUGAAGAACUCCGAAGAGUUAUAUAUCUACUUCAGUCGCGCCCAAUGGAUUAUAGUUCAAGAAUGCUUUUUGCAGUUACAACAUCUACCACAUCUCCCAUUAGUGUUACUCAGUUGACGUUUGCUCACAGAAGCAGAGCACUUAAGUGUCUGCUCUACUUGGCAGAUACCAACACUGUGGAAUCACUCUUCAAGAAACCCAUAGAGAAAGUAAAGUAUUUUCUGAAAUGCUGCAUUUAUCUGGCAGAGUUUGAAAUCUUGAAUAUUCCAUAUACUUAUGAAUCAUUUCAUAACAGUCCUAAGGAAGGAAUGAUUAAGGGGCUAUGGAAGAAUCACAGCCAUGAACCCACGGCUGUUAGACUGGUGACAGAACUUAGUCUAGAAUACAAAGUAUAUGAUUCCCAGCUGUGGAACGGCCUACUACAGAAACUCCUUGGUUUCAAUAUGAUUCAAUAUCUAAGAAGAGUUUUAGUAGCAAUUACUGGGAUCCAUUCAUUAUGGGAGAUUCCCAACUUCAGUAGAGCUUGGCGAAGUGUAGUUCUGUCACCAUUUCUCACAGCUUCAUGUCCACCAAGUCCUAAACAGUUAGAGGAAUGUUGUGAGUGUUUUGUGAUUCUGCUCAAGUGUCCUGUGCUGGCUGACUUGGAUGUCAUCGGAAUAGCUAAACAAUAUGCACAGUUGGAUCUUCCAGCUUUUGCUUUGGGGUGCCUGUUGCUGAUUCCUCAGAAUGAGAAGCGAGAGCAGCAAAUUCAGGGUUUCUUAUCGACAUGUAACAUGGAAACAGUGCUGCAGCAGAUAGAUGAACACAUGAAUACUGGAGAAGUAGUGGCAUUUGCUUCUCAGAUCAGAUCUUUGGUUUUGGACAGUAUCAUAAAUGAGAAGCUAUAUGAAAAAUUCUUGAAAACUAAGUAUUUUCCACUGUUGAAGCAGCAACUGAUGAAUACUCACCGAAUGAGAGAACUGGUGGAUUAUUUUGCCAAAAAGAACUGCACUGAUGAUGCAACAGCCCUAAUUCGAGAAUAUCUAGAGAAGUGUGGAAAUCCUGCUCUGAUAGACAUACCAUCAUCUGAUCUUCUGAAGAUGUAUCUGACUGGACCAGAAGAGACCUGUGUACUAGAACUGCCAUCGAGAAGACCUUGAUUUACCCUUUUCUCCCUCUACUGGCAAGCUGAGGGCUGUGCAUUAAGAACGCUUAUACUGGUCAGGUGAACAUUAAACUAAAAAAAUUAAUGCUGUUUUACCAAGAGCUACCCUGAGCUUUCUACAUCUGUGUCUUUUAAACUGUUCUAGGCUGUUUCUUCUCCAUACUCCAUCCCCACUGAAACAGUUUAGAUUUACAGCAGAAUUUACUGUUUCUAUUCCACAGUAAUGUUCAUAUUCAGCACUUUGAUUUUAGGAAGGAUUAAAGUUUAUUUCCUUUACUUCUCUAUUUCUCUGUGUUUGAGGUGGCUAUCAGGAUCACUCUAUUUCAUUGACACAAACAUAACCUUCUGUAAUUGUGAUUACUUGUUAUUGUGAUAAACUUUUUUUAAACUGUGAUGUACUUCAUGUAAAAUACACUUUGUAGACAAAUUGUAAUUUAAACUACAAUAAACAGAAAUAAACAGAUUUACAUACCC